AUGUCGCUUGCCAAAGGCUUUUCCGAGUCCCUUACACAGGUCCCUUUGUCCUUGCCCCCUCCUGCAUCCCUCCCUCCUGAUUGCAAGCGGGGAAUCGAGUCCCUGUGGGAUAAGGGCCAAAGAACAAGGAAAAAAAAAAAAUAUAUAUAUAUAUAUAUAUAUAAGUGGAGGAGCAUAAGUGCCAGUGUAAAUGUCAUGGAAUGUCAAAUGUGUUGAUAUUAUUGUACACCAAUGUGAACUUUCCCCCUACCCCCCUUUUUAUCUUCUGUAUCCCUUGACAACAAAAACUCAAUAAAAAUCGUCAAAUUGAAAAAAAAAAUCUUAUGCUCCCCAGUCAUUGUGGAGGUUAACCUGAUAGUGGAAGUAAGCCAUCAUUUAAUAAGAUGUUCUCAUUGUUAAUUUUCUGUCAAUUUCUUAUGUACUUAAUAACUAAUGCUGUAUUUUACAGGUACUAUGAUUGCAAGGCGGCGGUGAAAAGGAAAAUGUCAUUGCAGUCGCAGUGGGAAUCAGUGAUUGGUAGACUCGGCUCAAAGACGGGCUACUUUCAGAGGCUGUAUCCAGACUUGGUGCUGCGAAUACGGAAGAGCAAGCUUUGCAGCAGCGAGCUGGUGAGUAAAAUAGUUAAAACAGUAGUACCGUGUUAGCUGUGGAAAAACAAGAAACAAGUAGAGUUAAAAUUAUUACACUAAAACACAAUUCCUAAUAACAAAUCAGAGUUAACAGCUUUGAGAGAGAAAAAAAAAGGGGGGGGGGGGUGGCAUGAAAGACACAGAGUAUUAAAGAAUGUUCUCAGAAGUAAAUUAGCCAGUUCUACAGAGAUCCAACAGAUAAAAUCAGUUUGGUCAGAGCAUCCCUGAUCACUCCACUCCAUGGUUAGGGGGGCAAUAAAACAAUUAGACACAUGCCAGAUACAUGAAGGUGUCAAAUAUUUGCCAUUUGAAAUAAAUUCACUACAGUAAUCCAGGGCUUGUAGACAGAUUAUUAAUUAGUGAAGUUAUAUUGUGAAUUAAAUUCACUGUCGCUCUUAAAUUCACUGUCCUUAAACAGGCAUGUUAGCUUGACCUCCUAUAUUUUACUCUCCCUCUGGGUGCGGAACGAUCCCCAACAAAGUAUCAAAAGCUUCACAUCCUGUAUAAUGUGUCCACAGUUGACAGAAAUAUUCUCCAAACAGAUUUCUGUUAAUACACUUUCAUACCCCCCGCCCCUUUUUUUCCCUCUCGCUCUCUCAAAGCUGUUAAAUCUGAUUUGUUAUUAUGAAUUUUGUUUUAGCCUCUUAAUGCAUGCAACUUGGUCUUAAAAGCUUGCAAUCAGACUCUCAGUUAGUGAGUAAAAUGAAUUUCAUCAUUACAUUAUAAUGAUGACAUUGUUGUUUUGAAGCUCACAAUACUUCACUAUUACAAGUGUGAACUUACCUUUUGCUUUCCUUUUUUUUUUCCAAGGUCCGUCAACCUCAUCUGGUGGGGGACCGGCUCCAAGCACAUCUCAGCCAAGUUCUGGUGAGUGAAUGCAAGCAAACACCCUGA
This is a messenger RNA of Pelobates cultripes (western spadefoot toad), 1523 nucleotides long. NCBI's taxonomy places the organism in Eukaryota, Metazoa, Chordata, Amphibia, Anura, Pelobatidae. The record is from the annotation of a GenBank genome assembly.